AUGACCACAAACACCUUUACCCUAACAUUCCUCGGCGAUGUCAUGCUAGCCCGCCUAAUCGACCAACUCCUCCCAAACCACGUCGCCAGUCCAACAGACGCCCGCACCGCCGCCCACUUCAAAUCCGAAUAUCCAUCUCUAUCAUGCGCAAACUAUACUCCCUCUGCACCAUGGGGCACAACACUCCCCCUCCUCCGCACCUCUGAUCUCCUCUUCAUCAACCUCGAAACAUCAGUAACCACCACUACUUACCCAUGGCCAAACAAGGAAUACAACUACCGUUUGCACCCAGCAAAUCUAGCCCCCGUCCUCCACGCCGCAAAAGUCGACUACACUAGUCUCGCCAACAACCAUAUCCUCGACUACAGUACAGAAGGUCUAAUCGAGACGGUAUGGACACUAAAAGAAGCUGGUAUCUCUUUUGCGGGUGCAGGCGAGAAUAUCGAUGAAGCAUAUAAACCCGCAACACUAUACCUUCCACGAUCGGUGCAAGAAUAUCAUUCCCGACGGGUAGAUGGGGAAAAAGUGCUAUCUACUAGGUGGGGUAAAGACGAGAAAGAGGUACUAAAUGAUCCUGGGACGGGAUAUCCAGUUUAUGUGUAUUCGGCCUCUGAUCAUCCCCAGGAAUGGGGUGCUACCGUCCCAAUUUUUCAUUUCAUUGAGUAUUCGUCGGCAACGAGGGAGCGGUUGCGCAGGUUGAUGCUGAGAAGUGGGGAAGCGGUGCAGGGUGGUGGGUCGGCGGCGCCUGCACUUAAGAUCUUCUCGGUACAUUGGGGCUCGAAUUACACUUGGUGUCCUUCUGAUCAGAUCCGGUCUUUGGCACACUUUCUUAUUGAUGAGUGUGGGGUCGAUAUUGUUCAUGGACAUUCAUCGCAUCAUAUCCAGGGCGUGGAGGUUUAUCGUGGGAAGGUGGUUAUAUAUGGUUGUGGGGAUUUUGUGGAUGAUUACAUGGUCCGUGAGAAGUAUAGGAAUGAUCUUGGUGCUGCGUGGAGAGUUAUUAUUAAGGAAGGUGAGGAUAAAAGUCUUAUGCUGGAUCGAUUGGAGAUAUUUCCUACUCGAGUUGAUCAGUUUCGAGCCAAUCUGCUUGAAAAAGGUGAUAAAGAUCACAGAUGGAUAAGGGAGAAGAUCCGGGAAUUGAGUGGGGAGUUAGGGACUACUGUAAGCAGCGAUCUAGGGGAGCAAGGACAGAUCCUUAUUGAUAUAAGGUGA
This is a messenger RNA of Penicillium longicatenatum, 1209 nucleotides long. Its product is annotated as CapA family protein. The transcript has a single exon. Lineage: Eukaryota; Fungi; Ascomycota; Eurotiomycetes; Eurotiales; Aspergillaceae. The record is from RefSeq and is a predicted model, not a curated record. The coding region runs from base 1 to 1209 and encodes 402 amino acids.